UUUACGCUCUUUCCGAAUGUGUUUUAUCGAUCAAACGAUUCAAAUCGGACGAAUGCCGACGCGCGGUGGUAAACGUACUGCCAUCUACGAUUGACGUGUCUCGUUUUUCUCUCUUUCAUCUUUUGGAACGCGGAUGGCAGUGCUCCCUGUGUAUAGCGCGAUUGUAUAGAAUUAUCUGCAUCCUCCACCAAGUUCCGCGGGCUCCUUUUGUGAUUGUAUGAGAAUCAUUGGUUUCACGUCGAUAUUCAGCCAAGAUUUCCCUUUUAUCGGAUAAAAUCUAUCUUUGUGAAAGGAACAGAAGUGCCUCUCGUUCAUAUCCAUGAUAAGAAGAUAACGUGCAAUAAUAAUUCAUUAAAUUCGUUAAUUACGGAUCAUAUUGUUAAUUAAGGGAAACUAGGGAACUUCCUCACGCUGGGUUGUCAAAACUGACAUUAAAAAUGGCACCCUCCUUCUAUCGCGAAAGUGUAAUCAAAUAGAUGGUUGUAAUAAGUACGGUUUAUGGUGGGUGACAUGUGAAAAAUAGACGAGGUUUCUGUUAACAAUUAUCUGAAGACUGAUAACGAUCACAUACGACGACUCUGGCUAGGCUCAUCUGACAUAUUUCAGUGAUACGUUUCCCAGAGCAUGUCUGCAAUGGCCGAUGAUCCUGCUGCUAUGCCGAGAAGGCGUCAAUUGCGUGAAAGAACGAGGAAGUAUUAUACAGAUGACUGGACACUGGGAGAUGAGGACAUUGAGGGUCGAAGGACUUUUCAACUUGAUGAAAAGAUUGUAUGUGACAGAUAUGACUUGUGUAAUUUUGCUGGACUUUUUCGCGAGAUGACGGGUUCUGAACUAACCCUCAAUUACCUUCAAAAACACGGUCUCGUCAUACCUUUGCUAUUCAAAGACAAAACUGGACUGGGUCUGCGUGUACCGAGUUCAAACUUUUCCAUAAACGACGUGAGAACUUGCGUGGGAUCAAAGCGUAUUUUGGACGUUAUGGAUGUAAAUACUCAGAAAAAUGAAGAUAUGACAAUGAAGGAAUGGCAAAAGUAUUAUGAGGAUCCAAACAAGGAUCGUUUGCUAAAUGUAAUAUCGUUGGAAUUUAGUCACACCAGGUUGGAAAACUACGUGCAAUCACCCACUGUCGUACGACAAGUUGAUUGGGUCGAUGUUGUAUGGCCGAGGCAUUUGAAGGAUGCGCAAGUCGAAGCUACGAAUUUGUUAGAGGAUAUGAUGUAUCCAAAAGUACAAAAGUAUUGUUUAAUGUCGGUCAAGGGUUGCUAUACGGAUUUCCACGUCGAUUUUGGGGGGACCAGUGUAUGGUACCACAUACUUCGUGGUGGAAAAAUAUUCUGGCUGAUACCUCCCACCGAAAAAAACCUCGCAUCCUAUCAGCAAUGGGUAUUAAGCGGCAAACAAUCAGAUGUAUUUUUUGGUGACAUGGUAGACAGAUGUGGCAGAAUCAGUCUCUCCGCAGGAAUGACAUUAUUCAUUCCGACGGGCUGGAUUCACGCUGUCUACACACCUCAGGAUUCUCUGGUUUUUGGGGGUAACUUCCUGCACAGUUUCGGUAUCGAAAAACAACUGAAAGUUGCCCAAGUUGAAGAACAUACAAAGGUUCCUCAGAAGUUUCGCUAUCCGUUCUUCACCGAGAUGCUAUGGUAUGUUCUGGAACGAUAUGUCCAUGUGUUGUUAGACAGAAGUCAUUUGGAUAUUCAGGAUGUGAGUCUGCAUCAAAUUAACAAACCUCAUCAACACGUGCAUCUAACACCGUUCGAAUUGCAUGGCCUGAAAGCGAUCGUCAUGUACCUGCAUUCCCUUCCUUCUACAAAGAAAAAUGUUCCUGAGCUCAUAAGGGAUCCAGUAGCACUGAUUCACGACGUUAGGUGCCUCGUGGAACAACAUAGGCAUGAUAAUCCCGAUGCAGCUGUCACAGGAUGUCCAGUACUGCCACCUCCACCAGCAAUGACCAUUGCCGACAGAGAACGUCUCCGAACCAACAAAAAGAGUUACACUAAGUUCCAACGGCAGCAAUCGCAAGACAAAUCGGAUGGUUUGAAGGAAAGUAAGCCAGGAGUUCCCCGAAGAAGACGUACUAGAUGCAAGAAAUGUGAGGCGUGUACUAGGUCAGAUUGCGGAGAAUGUGCAUUCUGCCACGAUAUGGUCAAGUUUGGUGGUACGGGUAGGGCUAAGCAAACAUGCCAUAUGAGACAGUGUUUGAGACCGAUGCUACCUGUGACAGCUGCCUGUAAAGUUUGUCUUCUCGACGGAUGGAAACUGCAACCAGCACCACUUAUGGGGAAACCAACGUCAACUGCGCCUUCAACUCUGAUGGAGUGUUCAGUUUGCUACGAUAUCGUGCAUCCAGAUUGUCUGCCAGAUGCUGGUCAAGGUGGACUGGCGAACGAGGAUCUCCCCAACAGUUGGGAAUGCCCUGAGUGUUGUGAAAGCGGUAGACACCUCGACUACAAACCCCGACAUUUCAAAGCGCGUUCUCGAAAAAUCUCUGUUUCCAGUGGAGCAUCUUCCGCACCUACCACUGACUCCGAGAGGGCUACGACUCCCAGUAAACGACAUCGAUUGGAUCCAACUGAGCCUUGGAACGACCGGGAACCAGCUGAAGGCGAACAGCGUACGGCAUUACGUACACAGCUGGCUAUACAGUUGACAGGUUCGACUAGUAAAUCGUUAAAGAGGCCGCACGUAGUAGUAAGGCCUAUGCAGCUACCCCCAGCAACGAAAUCCAGAUCAGACGUCAAUGGCCAGGUUUUAGUAUAUGACAAAACAGCGAUGCUGGCUGUGUUUAGGUUCUUAAGUAUGAAAGAUUUAGCUAAUUGUGCAUCGGUCUGUAGAACGUGGGCUCGGUUCAGCGUCGAUCCAACUUUAUGGAAACGAAUGGAUAUGGCUCACAUGCGUUUGCUCGCCACCCAUUUAACAGGUAUUGCUCGGAGACAGCCCGAGAACUUAUGUCUUGAUUGGACAAACGUUACAAAAAGACAGUUGGCUUGGCUGCUGGAUAGACUGCCCCAACUGAGAAUUUUAUCUCUACAUGGUUGUGCUUGGUCCAGUGUAUGUGCACUGAAGACUUGUGCGUGCCCUCCGCUAUUGAGUCUUGAUUUGAGUCACGUUUCAGGUCUGAAUGAUGCUAGUUUAAGAGAAGUUUUAAGCCCUCCCACCGACUCCAGACCAGGUUUAGUUGACAAGACAUCACGUUUAAAACAUUUAAAAACUCUCUCUCUGGCUGGCUGCGAUAUAACUGACAUAGCGCUGAGAUAUAUCGCUCAACAUUUACCGUAUAUCGAAUAUUUAGACUUAUCGUCAUGCGGAAGAGUUUCAGAUGCCGGUGUUGCUCAGCUAACUACGGCUCCAGCUCAAAUGCUCUCCAAUUUGAUUUCUUUGAACCUGUCCAACUGUAAGCUUCUGACGGAAGCCACUCUUGAUCACCUUAGCAGGUGUAAAGCAUUGAAAAGGUUAGACCUAAGACACAUCACUCAAGUUUCUACGCAAGCUGUUAUCAAGUUUGCUGCUAAAAGUGUACACAACUUACACGUUACCGACGUUAAACUUGUUGAGGAAAAGGUGAACAAGUAAAAGCUCGGUGGCUGUUAGUCGUAUAAGAUCCGUUGUAUUUUUACGCGUAUGGAAUUUUUUUUUAAAAUGAUAUGUUAUGAUUUAUAUGCACAUCGCGAACCGAACACUUUUUCCCACAUCUUCUCAUGAUCAUCACAAAUGUCUUUUUUAAUGAAGAAUAAUAGUCGCAAAAUAGCUGCUAACGAGUUUUUUUUUUUCAAGUUAUGUAAAUUAUGAUAUCUGUUAUGAAGAUUAUUCCUCAGUUGUAUUCCUUCCUUAUUUGAUCCCGAUGAUUGUGAAAUGAAAAAAAAAAUGGCUAAUGGACGCUGUAAUCGUGAAUCGAGAUACAAAUACUUAUUUGUAUGAAAGUGUGAUCAGUAGACUGUAAUCAAAGAACUUAAAACUUAAGUUCAUAUUUACUCAUUAAGGUAUCAAACAGUGAUAUACAUAUGUAUACUUAUGUUGUAUUUAGCAUUCGUUGUUAGAAACUUAAGUAUUACGCCAAGUGGUUUCUACGGAUCAAAGUAUCCGAUGACCAGGUUAAUCUUUUCUUUUUAAUUAGUUUAAAAUGUAUUUAUAAAAAGAAACGUGUAUUUUAACAUUCAAGUACCUAAUCCCAGAUGAAAAUAAUUAUAUCUUGAUUCAGUUUUCAACCAUAUAUAGCUUACUUGCCAGAGCACAUAAUCUACAAGAGUAUAAUAAAGCAUGUGUUUACAUGCAUUGGUUGCAUUGAAAAACUUACCAUUCACCACUGACAGAAUCAACAUUGUUUGAUUGGAAAAUAUUAUUUUAAUAACUAAUGCAAAAGCAAGCAAUUUAUGAUGUAAUACUAUGUAACGUCUCUAACUUAUAAAUAGACAUAGCAAUACCUUGGUUCC
Messenger RNA from Athalia rosae (coleseed sawfly), 4430 nucleotides. RefSeq names its product jmjC domain-containing histone demethylation protein 1 (gene Kdm2). The transcript has 7 exons. NCBI's taxonomy places the organism in Eukaryota, Metazoa, Arthropoda, Insecta, Hymenoptera, Athaliidae. Gene Ontology annotation, biological process: protein demethylation; regulation of transcription by RNA polymerase II. Gene Ontology annotation, molecular function: DNA binding; transcription coregulator activity; protein binding. The coding region runs from base 625 to 3573 and encodes 982 amino acids. The record is from RefSeq and is a predicted model, not a curated record.